Medicago truncatula (barrel medic) is the source of this 1748-nucleotide messenger RNA. RefSeq names its product glutathione S-transferase T1. The transcript is spliced from 7 exons. Lineage: Eukaryota; Viridiplantae; Streptophyta; Magnoliopsida; Fabales; Fabaceae. The record is from RefSeq and is a predicted model, not a curated record. Bases 656 to 1414 code for a protein of 252 amino acids.
AAUAAGCAAUACAAUCAAGUUUUUUUUUUUUGAAGGAAAUACAAUCAAGAUUUUAUUGAUCUACAUCGUUAAGAAAAUGGUCCGACCAAAAUUGAUAGUUAUUGGUAGUUAAAUUUUGAGUUUUCUUUCUCUAAGAGAGGGUUAAAACAAUUUGUGGUAUUUCCUUUAUAUUAUAGUAUGAUAUAUAUUGAUUUUACGUUAUAUUAUAUGUUUUCAAAAAAAUGUUAUAUUAUAUGUUUUUUAUAUUCGAAUGUGAAAAAGAAUUGUGUUGUGAAGUACAAAACAAAGUGUUGAUUUGUCGAAACAAAUAUCCAAUCGAAAUUGCUUGUUUUUGGUAGCUAACUUGGGAUUAUUAUUAUUUUUUGAUAUAAACUUUGGAGUAUCAUUUAUCAUCGUAUAUAUAUAGUAUAUAGAUUUUGUUUUCGUUUUUGAUUUAUCUUGCUUCCUAUAUUUGAUAUAUAUAAAAGACAAUUAAUGGCAAUAUGAGUCAAAUUUAAACCUUGAAGUCUGUGAAUCCUUGCUAGGUCGUUAUCUCAUUCCUCAAAGAGUUUUGUUAAUUAAAAGAAAGAAUACAAUGAGAUAAGAGAGAGAAAUCAAGCCAAAGUGGGUCCCAAACAGAAAAGGAAAGUGGAGGUGAAGCAGUUGAAUUAAAAGGAUGAUGGGGAAGCUGAAGGUGUAUGCAGAUCGAAUGUCCCAACCAUCUCGAGCAGUUCUUAUAUUCUGCAGGUUCAAUGGAAUUGACUUCGAGGAGAUUAAAGUUGACCUUUCAAAACGUCACCAUCUAUCUCCUGAAUUCACAGAAGUAAACCCUUUGCACAAAGUUCCAGCUAUUCUUCAUGGAAACUUCAAUCUCUUCGAGAGCCAUGCAAUCCUUGUCUAUCUUUCUUCUGCUUUUCCUGGAGUUGCUGACCAUUGGUAUCCAACUGAUGUUUUCAGGAGAGUCAAAAUUAACUCAGUAUUGGACUGGCAUCACUCUAAUUUACGAUAUGGAGCAGUGAACUAUGUAUCAAAUACUGUAUUAGGACCCGCACUUGGUCGUCCACUGAAUCCAGAAGCAGCUGCUGAAGCAGAGAAAGUUUUAUUAUCUUCAUUAUCAAAACUAGAGGACAUUUGGCUCAAUGGAGAUGGACACUUCCUUCUUGGUGGUUUUCAACCAUCUAUAGCGGAUCUCAGCCUAGUUUGUGAACUCACACAACUUGAGGUUUUGGAUGAGAAGGAUCGCGAUCGAAUUUUGUUCCCAUACAAGAAAGUUCUUCAGUGGAUUGAGGAUACAAGAACUGCAACAAAUCCCCACUUUGAAGAAGUGCAUAAUAUCCUUUAUAGAGCUAAAAAGAAAUUUCAACAGCAGCGUUCAAGGGUAGCUAAAACUGGGACUGAGACUAACAACGUGAUGGAGAGGCAUUCCAAAAUGUGAAAGACACGACUUCAUCUUUUUUUAGACCAACACAUAUUCAUAGGUUAAUAAGAUUUUGUCAGUUAAUAAGUACGAGAAGUCAGAAAAUAAAUGUGAUUUUACUUGGCAACUGCGUUUUCUGCUUACAUUGUGGUGGUGUAUGGGAAUGGAUGAGGAAAAAUGAGAGAAAAUAAUUUGAGAGACUCCAUUUCUUAAAACGUGGUACCUUUGCUUGAGACAAUUGAGAGGGGAAGUUGGGGGUUUAUGAAAACACCUCAAUAAAUAUAUAUGGUGUAAUUUAGACCCAAAAAGCAUACACCGGCUCGAUUAAUAUAUAUUGGAAUCGUUCUUGAUA